Messenger RNA from Zasmidium cellare ATCC 36951, 1596 nucleotides. RefSeq lists its product as uncharacterized. NCBI's taxonomy places the organism in Eukaryota, Fungi, Ascomycota, Dothideomycetes, Mycosphaerellales, Mycosphaerellaceae. The transcript has a single exon. The coding region runs from base 1 to 1596 and encodes 531 amino acids. The record is from RefSeq and is a predicted model, not a curated record.
AUGGCCUCAGAUCAAACCUGGGAUAUCAUCAUCGUCGGCACCGGCGCCGCGGCGCUCUCCACAGCCCUCUCUGCCGCGACAUCCACUUCUUCUGCCAGCCCAUCCCCCAAGAUCCUCCUCAUCGACAAAGCCCCCUCCAGCUGGGCGGGCGGCAACGGAUACUUCACCGCAGCAGCCUACCGGACCGCCCAUAAUGGCCUGGCGGACCUCCUCCCGCUCGUGUCGAAUGUCGAUGAGGAGAUGAAAAACAAGAUCGACCUCCCCGCGUAUUCCGAGGCGGAGUUUCUGGGGGAUUUGGAGCGCGUUACGGGGAGACGGAGUGAUCCUACUCUUGGAGCAUUUUUGGUCAGGGAGAGUCUGGACACGGUGCGGUGGUUGAAGGAGGUGGGUGGGGUGGAGUGGUGGUUGAGUUUCCGACGGCAGGCGUAUGAAGUUGAAGGAAGGUGGAAGUUCUGGGGCGGGUUGUGUUUGACUGUGGAGGAGGGGGGAAAGGGGCUUAUCAGGGCUCUUUUGAAAGCCGUGGAGAAGGUGGGGUGUUCGGUGUGGUAUGAGACGGGGGCGAGGAGGGUGCUUGUUGAUGGGGAGGGGCGGGUGGGAGGAGUGGAGAUUGUGGGGAAGGAUGGGGCGGUUGUGCAGUUGAAGGCGAAGGCUGUGGUUCUCUGUGCUGGGGGGUUUGAGGCGAGUCCGAAGCUUAGGGGCGAGUGGAUGGGGAAGGGGUGGGAGUUGGCGCAUACGAGGGGCACGCCGUAUAAUACGGGGGAUAUGCUCCUCGAAGCGAUUCGUCUGGGCGCGCAGCGCGUGGGCGAUUUCAGUCCGACGGGGUGUCAUUCUGUCGCUUGGGAUGCGGAUUCGCCGAGGGAAGGGGGUGAUCGGGAGAAGACGAAUGAGUUCACCAAGUCUGGGUAUCCUUUAGGCUUGAUGCUGAACUCCGAGGGGAGGAGGUUCGUGGAUGAAGGGGUUGAUUUGAGGAAUUAUACGUAUGCGAAGUUUGGGCGCGCGAUUCUGGAGCAGCCUGGUGGUGUGGCGUGGCAGGUGUGGGAUCGGGAGGGGCAGGGGUGGUUGCGGAAGGAGGAGUAUCGGGAUGAGAUUGUGAGGAAGACGUGGGCGGGGAGUUUGGAGGAGUUGGCGGGGAAGUUGGAGGGGGAGGGGUUGAGGGAUAGGGAGGGGUUCGUGAGGACGAUUGGGGAGUAUAAUGCGGCUGUUGCGGCGUUUGGGAGGGAGAACCCGGGUGUGAAGCUGAAUCCGGCGGUAAGGGAUGGGCUUUCGACGCAGUCUAACACUAAGAAACUUGAACUGGCGAAGUCGAAUUGGGCGUUGCCGAUUCGGGAGCCGCCGUUCCUGGCGGUGAAGGUCACGUCGGGGAUUACGUUUACGUUUGGAGGUGUGAAGAUCAAUCCGGAGAAUGCGGCGGUGGUGAGGGAGGAUGGGUCGGAGAUUGAGGGGUUGUAUUGUGCUGGGGAGAUGGUGGGUGGGCUGUUUUAUGGGAAUUAUCCGGGUGGGAGUGGAUUGACGGCUGGGGGUGUUUUUGGGAGGAGGGCGGGACGGGCUGCUGUUGAGAGGGUGUGGAGGGAGAGUGGUGGGAAGGGAAGAUUGUGA